AUGAGGGAAAAGUUUCGCUUACAGGAAAGAGUAGAUUUAAUAGGAAGUAUUCGACAUGAAAUGGUUCGGGAGGUCAUGGUUUCUGGUCAUAUUUACUUGCAUCCUACUUUAACAGAAGCAUUUGGCACCGUGAUUGUUGAAGCUGCUUCUUGUGGACUAUUAGUUGUCACAACUAAAGUAGGAGGAAUUCCCGAAGUGCUACCUUCCCAUAUGACUGUAUUCGCGUCCCCGUCUGAAGACUCGUUGGUAGACAGUACACUUCAUGCGAUAUCUUUGAUUGAAAACAAAAGAAUAGAUACCUAUCUCUUCCAUGAAGAGAUUAAGGGUAUGUACUGUUGGGAAGACGUAGCGGAAAGAACUGAGGCGGUGUAUGAUCAUAUAAGCAAGACCGUAAGGGAUGACGAGCCAUUGGUAGAGAGGCUGCAGAAAUAUUAUCGUUGUGGCCCAUGGGCAGGAAAGCUCUUUGUCGUCUGCAUUAUCGUUGAUACUUUGUUUUACUUAUUUCUUCAGUGGUUCUGGCCCGAAGAGCUUAUUGACAGAGCUAAGAAAUGGCCGAAAAAAAUUGUGAACUGUGACUUGACUGAAUCCCAGAAAAAAGAUUAA
This is a messenger RNA of Sugiyamaella lignohabitans, 603 nucleotides long. RefSeq names its product Spt14p (gene SPT14). The record is from RefSeq and is a predicted model, not a curated record. Gene Ontology annotation, biological process: GPI anchor biosynthetic process. Gene Ontology annotation, molecular function: phosphatidylinositol N-acetylglucosaminyltransferase activity. The transcript has a single exon. NCBI's taxonomy places the organism in Eukaryota, Fungi, Ascomycota, Dipodascomycetes, Dipodascales, Trichomonascaceae. Gene Ontology annotation, cellular component: glycosylphosphatidylinositol-N-acetylglucosaminyltransferase (GPI-GnT) complex. Bases 1 to 603 code for a protein of 200 amino acids.